UCUCUCGGUCCUCACCAAGUCCUCCCCUGUCGCCUCUUCCCAUCCCUCAUCGCUUUCUCCUGCUCCCUGCUCCCGUCCUUGGGCUCCCUGCUCUGCCUGGCCAGCCCUCUCCCUGUGUCCCCAGUCUGAUCUAGAGUCCCAUUCUCUCUUCCUCUGGUCCAGCUCCUUGUCCCAUCCCGUCCCCGCCCUGUCCCCUUUGUGCCCCUUCCUCUCCCUCCCUCCCUCCCUCCCGGGCUCGGCAUCCCGGCUCCACCUCCAACUCCCCUCAGCCCUGCCUCUCUGCCCCUUCUUGACCCGCUCAUCUCCCUGCUCGAGUCCUGAGCCACCAUGCUGACCCCGAUGGUGGCUGGGGGGGUGGUGUUCCCCGGACUCUUCCUCCUCUCCAAGAACACGCUCCAGCGGCUGCCCCAGCUGCGCUGGGAGGAGGCCGACGCGGUCAUUGUCUCAGCCAGGUUAGUGUCCUCCGUCCAAGCCAUCAUGGCCUCCACAGCUGGCUACAUCGUCUCCACCUCCUGCAAGCACAUCAUCGAUGAUCAACACUGGCUCUCCUCCGCCUACACGCAAUUUGCAGUGCCCUACUUCAUCUACGACAUCUACGCCAUGUUCCUCUGCCACUGGCACAAGCACCAGGUCAAAGGGCAUGGAGGGGACGACGACGGGAGACGCAGAGCACAGGGCAGCACCUGGGCCGUGGUGCGCGGCUACCUGCACAAGGAGUUCCUCAUGGUGCUCCACCAUGCUGUCAUGGUGCUGGUGUGCUUCCCCGUCUCUGUGGUGUGGCGACAGGGGAAGGGAGAUUUCUUUCUAGGCUGCAUGUUGAUGGCAGAGGUCAGCACCCCCUUCGUCUGCCUUGGCAAGAUCCUCAUCCAGUACAAGCAGCAGCACACGCUGCUGCACAAGGUGAACGGGGCCCUGAUGCUGCUCAGCUUCCUGUGCUGCCGGGUGCUGCUCUUCCCCUACCUGUACUGGGCCUACGGGCGCCACGCCGGGCUGCCCCUGCUGGCCGUGCCCCUGGCCAUCCCGGCCCACGUCAACCUGGGCGCCGCGCUGCUGCUCGCCCCCCAGCUCUACUGGUUCUUCCUCAUCUGCCGUGGGGCUUGCCGCCUCUUCCGGCCCCGAGGCUCCCCGCCACCUUCUCCCUGUCAGACCCAGGAUUGAGGGUGGGGCCUGGGGACCCUCCCCACCUGCACCCCCACAUGGGGACAGGGCUCUGGGGCCAGUGGGUGGGGGUUGGGAGCCAGGGGCCCCUUGCCUUGACAGCCCCAGGACUGACCGAUGGACUCAGGGGGGAGGGGCAUAUUCCCUCAGGGGCUAAGAACAGGAGCAGGUGACCACAAGGCAGGGAGAGAGGGGACCUCCCUCAGGAGCCAGGCUGAGCCUUCGCACCCCCUGCGCUGGGACAGCUAGGAAAGGGGAAGGGAGCGCACUUCCCACCUGCCAAGGGCUGGGGGCCUGUGGGGAGACAGGGACUCAAGGGGACCAGGAGUCAAGGACAUGGGGGUGGCCUGCUGCCAAGGACAUACAUCCCAGCCCCUCUGCUGCAAACCCCUCUCUGCUCCCGGGUCACCUGGGAGAGAGGGGACACCCUGACUCACCCCGCGGGCCUCCUGAGGGCUGGCUGCUGCCUCUCAGCUCCUCUCCAGGGAGGCCGGCCUGAGGGAUUUUAUUUAUUUUAUUUAUUCGCCCAAAUUCAAACUGAUUUGCUGGGGUGGGGGAGGGAGGUGGCUGCUACCCCCACCCCCAGCCUUCCCAGUGCUGAGCAACCCCGGGGGGCCGGUGAAGGGCACCCAGCCCCUUCCCACCAGGCUGCACAUCUUGCCCUCCGGCCCUGGCAUGUCCCUGGUGCUACAGACCUCUCAAGGCUUCCUCCAAUCUGGGGUCGGGGGACCCUGGGAGGUGCUUUACAGACCGCUAAUAAAGACGAUCUGCGUCUGC
Messenger RNA from Urocitellus parryii (Arctic ground squirrel), 1935 nucleotides. It is a transcript of the gene Tlcd3b, whose product is annotated as TLC domain containing 3B. NCBI's taxonomy places the organism in Eukaryota, Metazoa, Chordata, Mammalia, Rodentia, Sciuridae. Gene Ontology annotation, molecular function: sphingosine N-acyltransferase activity. Gene Ontology annotation, cellular component: endoplasmic reticulum; membrane. Gene Ontology annotation, biological process: ceramide biosynthetic process; lipid homeostasis. The record is from RefSeq and is a predicted model, not a curated record.